This is a messenger RNA of Arachis duranensis, 780 nucleotides long. RefSeq lists its product as uncharacterized. Gene Ontology annotation, molecular function: nucleic acid binding. The coding region runs from base 1 to 780 and encodes 259 amino acids. Gene Ontology annotation, biological process: DNA integration. The transcript has 2 exons. Lineage: Eukaryota; Viridiplantae; Streptophyta; Magnoliopsida; Fabales; Fabaceae. The record is from RefSeq and is a predicted model, not a curated record.
AUGGUGGCCAUUUUGGAGCUGAAAGAACUGCAGCAAAGGAGAAGCAUCUUUAGUAGGUUUGGAGUGCCGAAGGGACUUGUACGUGAUGGGGGAAGCCACUUCUACAAUAAGCAAUUGAAUUCUCUUCUCCAUAAAUAUGGAGUAACUCACAAAGUGGCCACACCCUAUCACCCACAGACAAACGGGCAAGCUAAACUUGCAAACAGGGAGCUAAAGAGAAUAUUGGAGAAAACUGUGGGAGCAAUAAGAAAGGAUUGGACAAGGAAGCUAGAUGAUGUACUUUGGGCAUACAGGACAGCAUUCAAAACUCCUAUAGGAAGGUCUCCAUUUCAGCUAGUGUAUGGGAAAGCAUGCCAUCUGCCUGUAGAGCUUGAACACAAAAUUUUUUGGGCCACCAAACUACUGAAUCUUGAUGUUCAAGCAGCUGGAGAAAAGAGAUUACUACAGCUCAAUGAGCUGGAAGAGUUCAGACUUGAAGUCUAUGAAAGUGCCAAGAUAUACAAAGAAAGAGCAAAAAGGUGGCAUGACAAGAAGAUCUCUCCAAGAAGGUUUGAACUAGGACAGAAGGUGUUGCUUUUCAACUCAAGAUUGAAGAUUUUCCCUGGGAAGCUGAGAUCUAGAUGGACUAGCCCAUACACUAUCACUAGAGUAUCCCCUCAUGGCUAUGUGGAACUACUUGAUGAAACCUCAGGAGAGACUUUCACAGUCAAUGGUCAUAGAGUGAAACUUUACCUUGGUGGCCCCUGGAGCAAGGAAGAGAAUGUCCACUUGUUAACAUAA